AUGUAUGGCACGACCGACAACUACAACACCGAGUACACCGAACGCUUACAUAUUGACCUCACGAAGGAUGCUUACAGGGCUACCAACCAUAAAGACGAGUAUAGUCAAAUGACGCUCUGGCUCGAAAGACGUGAGAAGAUGUUGUGGCAUGAUAACUUUGUUAAGUGGCGUCUGGUUGGUGAUCUUGCCUCGCAAGAAAGGCCACCACCAGACAUGGAUUAUCGUCGGGCAAUCAAGAUGACGAAACACCCGACCGUCAGACGUGUUCCAUUGGAUCACAUUGUGCAGGACUAUGGCGCCACUUUUUUCACAGCAGCAUUGGCUCGUUAUGUGGUUGGCAGGAAUCAACCUGGUUUAUCUGCAGCGCAACUGGAACGAGAGGCUGCUCAUAUCAUUCUUCCCUUUGAUGCUGUGGCUACAUUCCACAGGAUCAAAUUUCACGCAAUCGAUGCUCACGGGUUCCAGGACUCGAGUGUAACAGUAGAUUCUGUGCAUUCUCAACCAUCGCGAAAGGACAAGAGAGGGCACACGAUCCCCGCACGCUUUGAUACUGUUUUGGUCAACGAAGGGGAUGGUGGGAUAACGGGCGUGAAUGGAUACCGUGUUGCGCAAGUUCGCGUCGUCUUCACGCUGACAAGUCAAGCUACAAAUUUGUUAUUCCCCGCUGGACCUCUAAAACCACCCGCCCACCUUGCGUAUGUGGAAUGGUUCACACCCUUCCAGCAACCUGAAUCACACCAUGGGCUGUACAAAAUUUGCCGUCUGAUGCGUCAUGGAGAGCGUCUUGCAAGCAUUAUCGAUGUAUCGGACAUCCGCAGGAGUGUUCAUCUUUUUCCAAAUUUCGGCGCAGUAGUACCUCGUGAAUGGACGAGCAGUACCGUUCUGGAGCUCUGUCCCAGCUUCUUUUACUCCUCCGAAAAAUUCGACCGAGACUUCAACUCGGACAUGUACGGCGGGAUCUAUCGGACAUUGGUUGGCAUGUUGAAUGGCAUCUUCAAGGCCAGCGAGCGCAAAUUUCACGUACUCGUACACUCGCUGUACAAGUCUGUCUAUGGGUCGAAGCGCAAGACUGAAGAACCUAGCGCAGCCGAUAGUCUCAUGUUCCUCGAUAUUGAUGGUAUGGCGGAGGACUGA
This is a messenger RNA of Suillus fuscotomentosus, 1134 nucleotides long. RefSeq lists its product as uncharacterized. The transcript is spliced from 4 exons. The record is from RefSeq and is a predicted model, not a curated record. The coding region runs from base 1 to 1134 and encodes 377 amino acids. Lineage: Eukaryota; Fungi; Basidiomycota; Agaricomycetes; Boletales; Suillaceae.